This is a messenger RNA of Stegastes partitus (bicolor damselfish), 4740 nucleotides long. RefSeq names its product zinc and ring finger 3 (gene znrf3). The coding region runs from base 224 to 2917 and encodes 897 amino acids. The transcript has 8 exons. The record is from RefSeq and is a predicted model, not a curated record. Lineage: Eukaryota; Metazoa; Chordata; Actinopteri; Pomacentridae.
CAGCGUUUGCAGGCAAUGUAAUUGACAAGGCUCGCAGUGGUGAAAUAAACACGCUUCAGUCCAGGCGCAGCUUUUUUUUUUAUUGCUCAAUUCUGACUCUUUUUUUUUUUUUUUGACGCAUCGCACCGCAGCGCGCACAGACCUGAUCCCCAAAUUUACCUUCCACCCGAUCAAUUGAUCCGUGUGAAAUUAUGUCCCGAUCGGCGCAGAUCCAGCCGGCAAGAUGAUGAUUUUACCAAGGAGAGGCUCAGAUCGUGUGCCCGACUCGGUGGUCCCGGUGUUCUUGGUGGUGGUCGCCGCGUCUCUUCUUGGAACCGUUCUCGCCAAGGAUACAGCCUUUGUGGAGGUGGUACUGUUCGAGUCCAGUCCCAAUGGAGAUUAUACUACUUACACGACUGGCUUGCAGGGACGCUUCUCCAAAGCAGGAGCCACUAUCAGCGCGGAGGGGGAGAUCGUUCAAAUGCAUCCUUUGGGACUAUGUAAUAAUAACGAUGAGGAGGACCUGUAUGAGUAUGGCUGGGUCGGAGUGGUGAAGCUGGAGCAACCAGAGCUGGACCCCAUUUGUCUAACCGUCCUGGGAAAGGCAAAGCGAGCAGUGCAGCGAGGAGCCACGGCCGUCAUCUUCGACGUAUCUGAGAACCCAGAUGCCAUCGAUCAGCUCAACCAGGUUGCUGAGGAUCCCCUGAAGCGUCCGGUGGUUUACGUGAAGGGCAACGACGCCGUCAAACUGAUGAACAUCGUCAACAAGCAGAAAGUGGCCCGAGCUCGGAUACAGCACAGACCGCCGAGGCAGCCCACAGAAUAUUUCGACAUGGGCAUCUUCCUGGCUUUCUUCGUGGUUGUGUCGCUGGUUUGCCUCAUUCUGCUCAUCAAGAUCAAACUCAAGCAAAGGAGGAGUCAGAGUUCCAUGAACAGAAUGGCCAUCCAGGCGCUGGAGAAGAUGGAGACGAGGAAGUUCAAAGCCAAAGGAAAAGGCCAACGCGAGAGCAGCUGCGGAGCCUCUGAUUCGCUGAGCAGCAGCUCCACCUCUGACUGUGCAAUUUGUCUGGAGAAGUACAUCGAUGGAGAGGAACUGCGGGUUAUCCCCUGUGCUCACAGAUUUCAUAAGAAAUGUGUGGACCCCUGGCUACUCCAGCAUCACACUUGUCCCCACUGUAGACACAACAUCAUCGAGCAAAAGAAGGGAAAUCCAGGACCAGCAUGCAUGGACCCUGGCAACCCAGUCCACAGCAGGCAGCGGGUGGUGCUGCCGGUCCAUUAUCCCGGCAGAGUGCACCGUGCUGGUCAGGUGACGGCAUAUCCAACAAGAACCAGCAUGGACCCACACGGCAACCCCAUCACCGUGCUCACUGUGGACCAGCACCCAGACCCUCAAGGUCUGUAUCCACCUCAGUCAACGUCUGCCUUUCUGCGGAGCUACCACCCCACCCUCCACCUGGAGCAUUCACUCAACCCCCACCACUGUGGAUUAGAGCACCGCGGACCCCCUGCCUACCCCGCACAGCCACAUCAUGCUGCUUUUAAACGACCUAAGUUCCAUGGUCGCAACUUUUCCCGAGCAGCCUGUUUUUCACAGUACGAGACUAUGUACCAGCACUACUAUUUUCAGGGGUUGACUUUCCCUCAACAGCCUGAAGGUGGCCAAGGGCCUGCUGUGGCAGGACAGCUUGGUGGCGGAGCCCACAAGGGCCACCACAGCAGGGCCUUUCAGCAAGGGCUGUUAUACCCCACAGUGGUACACAUGGCACCUGCCUCUUCUUCAAGGAUAGGUGAUUCUGGCAGCACUUCUGGCCUGAGCUGCUAUCAUGGCCACCGCUCAGUGUGCAGCGGUUACCUUGCUGACUGUCCUGGUAGCGACAGCAGCAGCAGCAGCUCUGGCCAGUGCCACUGUUCCUCCAGCGACUCCAUGUUGGACUGUACUGAGGUCAGCAACCAGGGUGUGUACGGGAGCUGCUCCACCUUCCGCAGCUCGCUGAGCAGCGAUUACGAUCCUUAUGUCUACCGGAGUAAGAGUCCGUGUAGGGGCUCUGCAGGGGAAGCAGGGGCUGCAUCGUGCACCACAGUUUCUGCUGAGGACUCAUCAUCCCCUGCUCCCUUGGGGCAUGACUGCCUUCAGCUCCCCUCUGGAGCUUCGGGAUAUAAUUCGGGGGACCACCUCUCCAACUGCAGUUUGGAGCCCAACUACAGCAGUCGCUCAUCACUGGAACCCAGGGAGAACAGCAACACUAGCACUACCUCAGCCGGGGCCGCAGAGGCCGCCGGAGGCGACAGGGGAAAGGGGGCACAAGAGGAGUCCGGGGAGCUCGGGGCCGCAGCUUGUAGCUGCUGUUUCGAGGUGCUUCCUCCCAGUGUGGAGUGCAAAGGGCAGGACUUGGACCAAGCUGGGCCUCUGGCCUCGGGACGCUGUCACAGGGGGGUGGACUUUCAGAGCGCCACCACCAAGAACUACUUUGCUCCUGAGCACAUGUGCCCUUCCUCGGAGCAGGUGAGCUAUGAAGGGCUGCCUUGCUGCUUCUACAAAGAGAUGAAGGUCCACAGGACCACAGCAGGGCAUUAUACUGAGGACUAUGCUGUUAAUGUGCAGUAUGCGCAUGCAGAUUCAGAGACCUGCUCUGGACAGGGCUGCUGCGAACUCAACCAGAGAAUACCCAUAAUUCCUGAGGACACAGAUUGUGAAUUGGGCACAGGGUUAGGGACCCAGAGCAGUUUAUUACCAGUCAGCGUCACAGUGGAGGCAGAGUUGCGGACAGGGGAGCAACAUGAGCCCAAGGAGAGGUACUUCACCACAGGACAGUUUAGAGGUCAGCCAUACCCUCAGGAAGAGGAGACCAGGGCUCUGUUCCACUCUCAGCUCUCUGCAAGCCCCACUGCACUGGGAAGCAGUACUUCAACAAAUGAGGGAGGUCUGGGCAUAUGAACUUGAGUCUUGAAAGAACAGGACUCAGUCAAAACAUGUGGUACCAUGUCAGUCAGUCAAUCGUUGAAACCCUCAGUUGCCUUGUUCUAACCUUGCUCUCUGAGCACUGAAUGUUAUCAUCUUAGAUUGUGUGGAUUUCUACUGAAAUGGCCUGUCAUUUCUAGAUAUAAAUGUAUCAAGUUCAUUCCUGUGGCCACGAGCGUCUCAAGACUCAGAGACAAAGUGAUUCUACAAAUACAACUGAAGCUAGAAUUAGGUUGGUAUUGGCAUCUAUUUGAAGACUGUCUGCUGCCGGGUUAGUCAUCUGGGCCCAUUUCUUGUGAGAUUUUUUUGAGACUCCAUCUUUAGUGCAAGCUCGAGGAAUCUGAGAUUUUUCUCUACAAAAGUACACUCUCAAUUCACAAACAUCUGCAUCUUCAUGUAUACAUUUUGUAUAUGUGCGCACAUGAACACUGACUGCCUAUAAAGCUUCAACCACCAAUUGAAAUAGGUUCUAUGGACAUAGCUAUACCAAAACAGAAAGACAUGAUUGUUUGUUUUGUUUUUUGUUUUUUUAAACUUUUUCAAGAGCAGGGAAAAGGGUCUUUCUAGGUGUGUGUGACCUACACAUUUCUCUAAGGAGAAAAAGCUAUAUAUUACAGAAAAAAAUGCAUAGAAAUGUGAAUGCAAGGCUGACACUGGUCUCUAUUCAAUAUACAGAAUUUGUUUUAUGCAUUGCAUUUCUGUCCAGUAGUGGCCUACCUGUAUGAGAUGUGCCGGAGCGACAUGAGAGCCUUACGCUGGUAAACUAAUUGCAGCAAUAUCAAAAGACACUGCGUAGCUUUGGGUCGAACCAAAGCGAGUGUCUCGGGGUCAGUAGAUUUCUUCAGAGGUAGAGUGUACCAUUCUGCUUCUUGUUUGGAAGCCCUUAAAAGUGUAUUUUUGCUGUCACUUGCCCAAUUUCCUAAAUGAAGCAUGCUCUAAUUAAUAUCUAUAAAAGGUUCUAGCAUGUAUCAAAAGGCCAAAGGAAAGUAGCUGGAAAAGACUCAUAUUUCAUAAGGGUUCCUUAUUGUACUGUGACUUUUUUUUUUUUUUUUUUUUAAUGAUGCAGUUAUACAUACCACAGUUUAUCCGUUUGAAUCAUAUCAUGCCGUGCAUAAUACAUACUUUACAAUAUCAAUGCUUGUCAUUCAUGCCUUUCUGUUUGUCCUGCAGACUGUUUUUUAUACUGUUUCUAUGAAAUAUACACAUUCUCUACACAGAGGAAAACCUGAAAUAACCCUAUUUAUAAGUUAACCCAGUGCUGUAAUCAAGUGAGAAUCUAAUCUUGCCUUUGCAUAGAGAUAUGUACCUACUGCAAAUAUAACAUUUUGGGGUACUUGAGUCACUAUUUAAUUUUUUUUUGUUAUUGUUUCUAGCACUUAAGAAGAUAAAAAAUGUGUACAAAAAUUAAUAUUUUUUAAUUUUUUAAGAAUAUAAUUAUUUUCUGUCAUUACCAUUACAAAUGUUUAAAAAAGGCUAGAAAUCAAUCUGUGUAUAUUUCUGUACCUGUAUAGCAAACACAUUUCAUAAAUGGAAAUAUGUUCUCUGAAUAUUUAUUUACUAAUAUAUUUAUCUUUAAGCCAUGUCUUAUGUUCAGAGUGUAUGAACGUUUGAGUUAUUUGGUUGCUUUUUAUUUUGAGAAAAAUCACUAACAUGAGACUUUGUAUAUACAUGGUAAUUGCACACAAGACGAUUAAAUCUUCUCUGACCAAAAAACUGAUUUUAAAACUUUAGUACCAUACAGUUUUGUAAUUAAAGUGUACAAAGAUCUGUAAAAUAUACAGUUUUAUUCAAGUAACUCA